AUGACCACCCUCACCGCCCAAAUGGACACCACGAACCGUCCCGACGAAUGGAAGAUCGAGCAGGGUAUGGCAGGUCAUAAACUGCCUAUCCUCGAUCAAUCCGGCCUGGACACGGUGCAUAUUUACCCGCCGAAGCCGACGCAGCUGUAUAAAGAUGAGGAGGCCAUCGAGGCUGUAGGGGAUCGGAAUGAGUUGUUUAAGAGGGAGAAGGAGGGGUGGAAGGGAUAUGUCGAAUGGGAAAAGUAUCCCGACAAAAAGGCCAAAGCCCACCGCAUCCUCACCUCGCAGACCUUCUCCCCCUGUCCGGAUUACAUGUUCGGUCCUAUCCCCGACACCAACCCCGUCCUAACCGGCGAGGACUUCAAGCAAUGGCAUGCUGCAUUGGGGGGUGAACUUGCCUCCGUGGCGGAUGAUAGCUGGCGCACUGUUCUCCGGGAGAAACACCCCGAUAUGCUGCAUCUCCUCCAGUUCCCGUAUAACGGGGAGCCGCCGAAGCGGCUGGUUACUUCGAAGGUGGUCACGCCGAAUCCGCUGCACUUUGUGCGCAACCACGGGGGUAUCCCGCUCAUCGAGAAAGAUAAGUGGAGUCUGACGCUAGACGGACUCGUCAAGCAUCCGAAGAGCUAUACCUUGGACGAUCUGCAAGAUGAGACGCGGUUCCCGCGGAUGGAGAAACUCGUGACGAUGCAGUGUUCGGGAACACGGCGAAUCGAGCAGAUCGCCCUGUAUGGAGGACAAGGUGAUGAAGUGCCGCAGGCGCCGUGGGCAGAGGGGGCAAUUGGGACGGCGAAAUACGUGGGGAUCAGUCUGAAGAAGGUGAUUAAGGAUUGCGGGGGAUUGAUUGCCCCCGCGAAGCAUCUGGAGUUGUACGGCGCGGAGACGUAUAUCAAGGAUCUGGAGGCGAUGAAUUACGUGGUGAGUGUGCCGUGGUCAAAGGUUAAGGCCAACGAGGUGAUUCUUGCCUGGGAGAUGAACGGCGAGCCAUUGCCCAAGAUCCAUGGGUAUCCGUUGCGGGUCGUGGUGCUGGGAUAUAUCGGUGCGCGCAGCGUCAAGUGGCUGUACCGGAUCAAGGCGAUUGAGAACCCAUCCCGGGCACCCGUGCAAAGCAGGGAGUAUCUCUACUUCAACCAGCAGAUUGGAAAAUAUAACCAGCGUCCCACGGACGGGAUCCAGAUCCAGGAAAUGCCGGUCAGCUCGGCGAUCAUGUCUCCCUGGACGAAGCAGGUGAUCGUCCAUGACGGGAAGAUCCGGUGCAAGGGAUGGGCGUAUUCCGGGGGUGGACGGUGGCCGGAACGAGUCGAACUGUCUGCCGAUGGCGGGUUCAGUUGGUAUGCGGUGCCGCAGGAGAAGUUGUCGAAGAAGGGGAGGUGGACGUGGCGGACGUGGGAGAUGGAGUUGCCGUGUGAUGUCGAGGGGUGGAUUGAGAUUGUGUGUCGGUGUUGGGACAAUUCGUUGAACACGCAGCCGUUGAAUGUCCGGGCGGCGUGGAAUUGGGGACUGCAUGUUACGUCGUCGGCGCAUCGGAUUAGCGUCUACAGUGUGAACAAGAAGCAUGAGACGACGAGGAAGAAGAUCGAGAAGAUGGAGCAUCUGGGCAUUCCGCUGGCGCCGUUGACGUUUUAUCAGCCGGUGCCGGGGCAGACGGAAGAGGAGUAUGAGCAGUUUUGGAGGGAGCAUGAUCCCAGGGAUGUGGAUGACUAG
This is a messenger RNA of Aspergillus niger, 1701 nucleotides long. RefSeq lists its product as uncharacterized. NCBI's taxonomy places the organism in Eukaryota, Fungi, Ascomycota, Eurotiomycetes, Eurotiales, Aspergillaceae. The transcript is spliced from 2 exons. Gene Ontology annotation, molecular function: molybdenum ion binding; oxidoreductase activity. The record is from RefSeq and is a predicted model, not a curated record. The coding region runs from base 1 to 1701 and encodes 566 amino acids. Gene Ontology annotation, cellular component: mitochondrion.